AGAAAAAAAUAAGUUGAUGGCAAACCGUCUUCCCUCCACAAAGCUCCUUCAAAGCCUCUGUCGUUUCACCAGACCCCUAAACUCCGUCGCCCCUGAGUCAAUCGCCGCCGCAACCGCCGUUCCUCCUCUUAACUUCGACGAUAAUAAAACAGAACCCAUUUUCACCACCUUCAGAUCGCCAACCGAUUCAAUUCUUAAUCUCCACGACGUUCGUGCUCUUUUUUCAACCGUAUCAACGCCUAAGUUUGUUAGAUCGGCGUUAAACCUUCAUGCAUCUGCGAUCGGUCCUAUGGUUGAUUUAGGUACGUGGGUUAUGAACUCCAAACUAUUGAAAGUUCCUAUUUUACGUGAGGCUACGUUGGCUGUAAUAAGACACACAGUUUUCCAACACUUUUGCGCCGGUGAGACCCCUGAUGAGGCUGGUCAGACUGCUUCUAAACUUUGGGAGGCUACCGGAAUCAGAGGUAUGCUCGUUUAUGGGUUAGAACAUGCUUCGGAUAACGAUUGGUGUGAUCGAAAUUUACAGGGUUUUUUACAAACCGUCGAAUCCGCAAGAUCCCUUCCUCAAUCUUCGGUGAGCUUUGUAGUGGUGAAGAUCACGGCGAUAUGUCCGAUGGAUUUGCUCCGGAGAGUGAGCGAUCAUCUGAGAUGGCAACAUAGAGAUCAAACAGUACACCUUCCAUGGAAACGCGAUACGCUCCCCAUAUUUUCAAACGCGAGUCCUUUAUAUCACACCUUAAAAUCCCCACCGCCGCUAACGGCGGAGGAAGAACAGAAUCUUGAAUUAGCAUAUCAAAGACUCCAUAAACUUUACCUAUUAUGCUGCGAAGCUAACGUCCCGUUAAUGGUCGAUGCAGAGGAUACAAUCGUUCAACCUGCCAUAGAUUACUUAACAUACAGUUGUGCAAUCAGCAGUCAUGGACAAAUAGACGAUCCGAUUCUGUUUAAUACGAUUCAAACGUAUCUUAAGGAUGCUAGGGAAAGGUUGUUUCUUGCUCAGAACGCCGGCGAUAAGAUGGGUGUACCGAUGGGAUUUAAGCUAGUUAGAGGCGCUUAUAUGUCAAGCGAAGGUCAAUUAGCUUCCCAUUUGGGAUCUGAAUCUCCAAUUCAUAACUCGAUAGAGGAAACCCAUGCAUGCUUCGAUGACUGCACUUCCUUCAUGCUCGAGAAGAUCGCCGGCGGCGGCCGUGGGGCUGUCGUUCUCGCAAGCCAUAAUCUUGUAUCAGGGAUGAAAGCAGCGAGCAAAGCAACGGAAUUGGGUAUUGAAAGAGAAGACAAAAGGCUUCAAUUUGCUCAGCUUUAUGGGAUGGCGGAUGCACUUUCUUUCAGUCUGAGAAACGCAGGUUUCCACGUCAGCAAAUACAUGCCAUUUGGCCCCGUGGAGCUUGUUAUGCCGUACCUUCUCAGACGUGCAGAGGAGAACAAAGGGGUUCUCGCCACGUCAUCCCUUGACCGACAGCUCGUCAGGUGGGUACCAUAA
Impatiens glandulifera is the source of this 1480-nucleotide messenger RNA. Its product is annotated as proline dehydrogenase 2, mitochondrial-like. NCBI's taxonomy places the organism in Eukaryota, Viridiplantae, Streptophyta, Magnoliopsida, Ericales, Balsaminaceae. The transcript has 3 exons. Gene Ontology annotation, cellular component: mitochondrion. The record is from RefSeq and is a predicted model, not a curated record. Gene Ontology annotation, molecular function: FAD binding; proline dehydrogenase activity. Bases 17 to 1480 code for a protein of 487 amino acids.